GUCCACAUUGAAUAUUCCCGCUUUUGAGCCCUCUGUCUGCCCCAUCCAUCCUCCGCCAAGCAAAAAAUGUAAACACAAUUUGCUAGUAUUCGACUGUAUGUCAAGUGUGUGUGCGUACAAUCUGAGAAUCGACCGGCCGACAACAAUUCCUCACAACAACACUGCGUCAUCAAGGAAUCAAGAUGGCGUAUCUCCUGAAAACUAUGUGGAGGAGUUCUAUCUUGUCCCCCCUGAGGCGUUCAGGGGCCACACUCGCGCCCCCCUUCGUUGGUUCUGAGGAGGUACUGGCGGCGAAGUCGGAGGGCAAGCCUAUAGUCGCGUUGGAAUCUACGAUCAUCACCCAUGGUAUGCCAUAUCCGAAGAAUGUGGAGACCGCGUUGGAAGUCGAAAAAAUUAUUAGACAACGUGGUGCGGUACCAGCGACGAUCGCCAUUCUCAAAGGCAGGUUGACCAUUGGCUUAACAGAAGACCAAAUCCAAAACUUGGGACAGGCCAAGGGCGUGGUGAAGGCCUCCCGAAGAGACCUGGCACCGAUAGCAGCAGCUGGAUUAGAUGGCGCUACAACGGUCGCUGGCACCAUAGUUGCUGCAGAACUAGCGGACAUACCAAUCUUCGUAACCGGAGGCAUUGGAGGCGUACACCGUGAAGGUGAGAGUAGUUUGGACAUAUCGGCGGACCUUAACGAGCUGGGACGCAGCAAGACCCUGGUGGUGUGUAGCGGCGUCAAAUCCAUCCUUGACAUUGGGAGGACUUUGGAAUAUUUGGAGACCCAAGGCGUGUGUGUAUGCACUUUUGGGAACACCACGGAAUUCCCCGCAUUCUACACGGUGCGUUCCGGAUUCCGCGCCCCAUACAAUGUGGAGAACGCGCGGCGAGCGGCAGAAGUUCUAGGUGCUGCUAAAUCGCUGCGAUUGCAGUCAGGCAUCGUCAUAGCAGUGCCAGUGCCAGAGGAAUAUGCCAUGGACGAAUCAGUAAUAGAUAAGGCAAUUAACACCGCGCUAGAAGAUGCGAAGAAAAAGGGUAUCCAAGGCAAAGAAGUAACACCAUUCAUACUUUCUGCUGUUGCCAACGCUACCGGCGGUGAUUCUCUCAAAUCCAACAUCGCGCUCGUAAAGAACAACGCGAAAGUCGGCGCCGACAUCGCUGUUGAAUUUAAAAAGCUGGGGAAUGCCGACAAUUUGACUGCUUCGAAUAUUGGAUUCCCGGGGAUGAAUUCGCCGAAUGCGGCGAGACGGUUCCAUACCUCGUGCGCGACGAGCAACAAAAUCGAUAGCGAUUACGACUUGCCGCGGAUCGCGAAUCCGGAUGGCGACGUGCUCGUGAUUGGUGGCGCUAACGUGGACAGGACUUAUAGAGUCACCGAAGACAAAGUUCAGCUGGACGGCAGCACACAUCCAUGCACCGUGGACGUAUGCGGUGGUGGAGUGGGCCGCAAUAUGGCGGAGGCUCUGUGGCGACUGCGCGGCGGGAGAGUGCGCCUGCUCACCGCUGUGGGCGACGAUAGUGAUGGCCGCUACUUGGCAAGUGUCGCCCCUGGGCUGUUGCUUGACGGAUGUGUUAUCAAAGAUGCGCGCACACCGACCUAUGCCGCAAUAUUGGACGCCAAAGGAGAAUGCCUGAUUGGCUUAGGAGAUAUGGGUUUACACAGCCACAUAACUCCAGAAAUGGUGGAUAAGCAUAAAAAGGUGUUACAGCAAACCCCCCUUGUGAUAUUCGACGGCAACAUACCUGAAUCCACAAUGGAGCAUGUUAUGCAACUUUGUAACAGAAUGAAGAAACCAGUAUUCUUCGAACCAACAGACAGAAGAAAAGCAGUAAAGGCACUGAAGAACAAUCACCAUUUAACUUUCGUGUCACCAAAUCUGGCAGAGUUAAAAGCAAUGGCUACAUUUUUGCAACCAGAUUUGGAAUCAUCUUCAAAUAGUGAUAUAAACGAAAUAUUGAGCUUAUCAGCUAUUGUGUCACAUUAUGUUGAAUUCAUAAUUGUAACUUUAGGUCCUAAGGGUGUAGUUACAGUACGAAAUUCAAUGAAUCAGUUGGACGCACGUUUUUAUCCAGGUGAAACCAUAGAUGCAAUACAAAAUGUGUCAGGUGCUGGCGAUUGCUUUGCCAGUGGCUUUCUAAAUGGAAUUCUCUUAGGACAAAAACAAUCAUCAUGUAUUUCUAUGGGUAUUCAUUCUGCAAAAUGUGCUUUACUGUCUAAUUACACUGUACCUCACAACCUCAGAAUUAACAAAUACUAUGAUGAGGCAAAAUACAUACAGUUAGACAUAAAAUCUAAAAAAUAAAAAACAUACAAAAAUACAUAAAAAAGUUGUCGUUAUUAAAAUUAACAUAAAAAUACAUUGGAUAUAAAAUACUCCAAGAAUAC
Ostrinia nubilalis (European corn borer) is the source of this 2371-nucleotide messenger RNA. RefSeq lists its product as uncharacterized. The transcript has 11 exons. NCBI's taxonomy places the organism in Eukaryota, Metazoa, Arthropoda, Insecta, Lepidoptera, Crambidae. Gene Ontology annotation, molecular function: kinase activity; pseudouridylate synthase activity. The coding region runs from base 183 to 2288 and encodes 701 amino acids. The record is from RefSeq and is a predicted model, not a curated record.